This is a messenger RNA of Paramecium pentaurelia, 843 nucleotides long. The record is from the annotation of a GenBank genome assembly. NCBI's taxonomy places the organism in Eukaryota, Ciliophora, Oligohymenophorea, Peniculida, Parameciidae.
AUGUCCUUUCGUAAUCGAGAGAAAUCAAGACAUACUUCUGGAAUGAUGAAAGAAGAUUUAGAUCUAAAGGAUAUCAAUGAACCUGAAGAAAUAGGUCUAGAUCAAAAAAUGGAUUGGCUAUUAAGCAAAUAAAAAUAUCACUUUAAACGUGAGAUUUCUUACAAAAGACAACAUAUUCUUAAUCUUAUCACUGAACAAUAAUCAUCAACCACUAAACCUACUCAACCAACUUAAUAAUAAUCGUCUAUAUCUAAUAAUACAUCUUCAUUAUAGGAUGCCAUACCAAAAAUAUUACUUGAUUAAGGAGACACAAAAAAUGAACACCAAUAUACAUAAUCUAAGUUCUCUAAUUUGAAUAAAGAAUCUCUUUCCCCUUCUGUACCAAAUAGAUUCACUUCAAAAAAAAGAUCUUAGUUUUCAUAUUAUUCUAAUGAUUCUUACAAUUCUAAUUUGGAGUUACAUCUUGGUCAAAAAUAAGAUUCUAAUAAUCAACUUUCAGAAACAAGAAAAGAAAGGUCUAAAAUAGUAAGUAAUACAAUGAAUCAAUAUAAUCAGCAAUACAUAUUAAGAUAAUCAAGAAACAAAAUCAUUAAUUAAAUUAAAAGAAACAAUCCUUAAUCCUCUUUGUUACAAUUAGAAUUAUCAGAUAAAUCAUAAUCUUAAAGUUCAAUCACAACUCCAAAAAGCAUAUUGAAAAAUCCUUCAUCCCUUAAUUCAAGUAGACAGAGUUUUUGCAGUCUGUAACUAGGUAGUUAAUUAAAUACACAUUCACCUUCUAAAAAACGCAAAGUUAAGUUCUGUUUGACAAAACAAUAGGCAAGAAGAGAAAAUAUUCCAUGUUGA